CACGAUGCCUCUCAUUGUGAUGAGCGUGUUCUGGGGCUUCGUCGGCUUCUUUGUGCCUUGGUUCAUCCCCAAAGGUCCUAACCGGGGUUGGCUGAUUGCAAUUCUGGCCCAACUCAACCCUCUCUUUGGACCACAGUUGAAAAAUGAAACCAUCUGGUAUCUGAAGUAUCACUGGCCUUGAGGAAGAAGACAUGCUCCACAGUGCUCAGUCUUUGAGGUUACGAAAAGAGAAUUCCUUCUAGAAGCAAAAUUACCUCCAAACCCAGACCAUCUUCCUUGACUUGCCUCUUUUGGGCAUCAACUGCCUUAAUACACCACAUCUGAAUAUCUUAUUCUACAAUGCAGUAUUUUUUUCCUUCACUUUUUUA
Messenger RNA from Lemur catta (Ring-tailed lemur), 368 nucleotides. RefSeq names its product V-type proton ATPase subunit e 1-like. Bases 5 to 181 code for a protein of 58 amino acids. Gene Ontology annotation, cellular component: proton-transporting V-type ATPase, V0 domain. Lineage: Eukaryota; Metazoa; Chordata; Mammalia; Primates; Lemuridae. Gene Ontology annotation, biological process: proton transmembrane transport. The record is from RefSeq and is a predicted model, not a curated record. Gene Ontology annotation, molecular function: proton-transporting ATPase activity, rotational mechanism. The transcript has a single exon.